Molecule: messenger RNA, 4991 nt
Organism: Gekko japonicus
Lineage: Eukaryota; Metazoa; Chordata; Lepidosauria; Squamata; Gekkonidae
Gene: SYNJ2
Product: synaptojanin 2
Exons: 27
Coding region: 1-4518 (1505 amino acids)
Biological process (GO): phosphatidylinositol dephosphorylation; brain development; synaptic vesicle endocytosis
Cellular component (GO): perinuclear region of cytoplasm; presynapse
Molecular function (GO): RNA binding; phosphatidylinositol-4,5-bisphosphate 5-phosphatase activity
Source: RefSeq, a predicted model, not a curated record
AUGGCUCUGAGCAAAGGGCUGAGGCUGCUGUGGAAGCAGGAGCCCACGCCAAGCGCCCUGCUGGAAGCACGCGGCCGCCAAGACUGCCUACUGUUGGAAGCCGGCACCGUGGCCACCCUCACUCCUGAAGAGAAAGAAGAAAUUAAAGGGCAAUAUGAGAAGCUCAUGGACAGUUAUGGAUGCUUAGGACAGCUUCAGUUAAAAUCUGGCAACACCACUCUGCGUUUUCUGGUCCUCGUGACAGGCUGUACGUCAGUGGGGAAAAUCCUUGAUGGUGAAGUUUUCAAAAUCACAGCAACAGAAUUUUGUCCUCUCCAGGAAGAAACUAAGGAAGAGGAUCGUGUUGCUGCCUUGAAGAAAAUGCUGAAUUCUGGAAUGUUCUAUUUCUCUUGGCCAAAUGCAGGAUCAAACUUUGAUCUCACUGUCAGAGCUCAGAAACAGGGUGAUCACAACUAUGGAACUGGAAACUCAUUCUUCUGGAACCAGUUGUUGCAUGUGCCCUUUAAACAUUACCAGGUGAAUUGCUCCGAUUGGCUCUUAAAAGUAAUUUGUGGUGUGGUGGACAUUCGCACUGUUUAUGCCUCUCACAAGAAGGCAAAAGCCUGUCUCAUCUCCCGGAUCAGCUGUGAACGAGCCGGUGCCCGGUUUCACAUACGAGGAGUAAAUGACGAUGGGCACGUGUCUAACUUUGUAGAGACGGAGCAGACAAUUUAUUUGGACAGUGAUGUUUCUUCCUUUGUUCAAAUCAGAGGCUCAGUUCCAUUGUUCUGGGAGCAACCAGGACUUCAGGUUGGUUCCCAUCACCUGAAACUCACAAGAGGGCUGGAAGCAAAUGCCCCUGCUUUUGACAAGCAUAUGAUGCUUCUGAAGGAACAGUAUGGCAAACAAGUGAUUGUUAAUCUGUUACGAAGCAAAGGAGGAGAGGAGGUCCUCAACAGGGCUUUCAAGAAGUUGCUAUGGGCAUCCUCCCAUGCAGCAGACACACCUAUGAUUAAUUUUGAUUGCCAUCAGUUUGCAAAAGGUGGGAAAGCAGAGAAGCUGGAGAAUUUGCUGGGGCCCCAGCUAAAGUUGCACUGGGAGGAAAUGGGUGUCUUCACAAAUAGAGAGAACACAGCUCACCGACUGCAGAUGGGUACCUUGCGAACGAAUUGUCUGGAUUGCCUAGAUCGAACAAAUGUGGUUCAGUCCUUCAUAGCACUUCAGGUUCUGCUCACUCAGCUCGAGAGUUUGGGAUUGAAUUCCAAACCUAUAGUUGAACGUUUUGCAGAAUCUUAUAAGGCACUGUGGACCCUUAAUGGACACAACCUCAGUAGGGUUUUUACAGGUAGCCGUGCCUUGGAAGGAAAAGCUAAGGUGGGGAAACUCAAGGAUGGUGCUCGUUCAGUGUCACGGACUAUCCAGUCAAAUUUUUUUGAUGGUGUAAAACAGGAAGCCAUAGACUUACUGCUUACGGGUGAUUUUUGCAAUGAUGAGUGUGCAGAUAAAGAGAGGAUGCUCAUGGAUAACAGUGCAUCGUUGGUGACACCCUGCGUUUUGAAAGCCAUGUCAGAGCGUCAGUUUGACUUCACAAACUUCAAGAGAAUUCGUGUUGCUAUGGGGACAUGGAAUGUAAAUGGAGGCAAACAAUUUAAGAGCAAUAUCCUUGGUACAAGUGAAUUAACAGAUUGGUUACUGGAUUCCCCUAAGCUCUCUGGGGUUUCAGAAUUUCAGGAUGACCAUUGUCCUGCCGACAUAUUUGCUGUGGGAUUUGAAGAAAUGGUGGAAUUAAAUGCUGGAAAUAUUGUGAAUGCAAGCACAACUAAUAGGAAGAUGUGGGGAGAACAACUUCAGAAAGCUCUUUCCAGGACACAUCGAUACAUUCUGUUGACAUCAGCACAGCUUGUUGGUGUUUGUCUUUUCAUCUUUGUACGACCUUAUCAUGUCCCCUUCAUCAGAGAUGUUGCCGUGGACACAGUGAAGACAGGAAUGGGAGGGAAGGCUGGGAAUAAAGGAGCGGUGGCCAUCCGUUUCCAGAUUCACAGCACCAGUUUAUGCUUCAUAUGCAGUCACUUGACAGCUGGGCAGUCUCAAGUGAAAGAACGCAAUGAGGACUAUAAAGAGAUCACACAGAAACUGAACUUUCCAACGGGAAGAAACAUGUUUUCCCAUGACUAUGUGUUCUGGUGUGGCGACUUUAACUAUCGCAUUGAUCUGACUUAUGAAGAGGUAUUUUAUUUUCUCAAACGACAAGACUGGAAGACUCUCUUGGAAUUUGAUCAGUUGCAGCAGCAGAAAUCCAGUGGAAAAAUUUUUAAGGAUUUUCAUGAAGGAACUAUUAAUUUUGGUCCAACAUAUAAAUAUGAUGUUGGUUCCGAGGCUUACGAUACAAGUGAUAAAUGUAGAACACCAGCCUGGACUGACAGAGUACUUUGGUGGAGGAAGAAACUUCCUAUUGAUAAAACAGCUGGAGAGAUCAGUCUGCUAGACACUGAUUUUAAUGUGGAAACCAAAAUCAGACCUAUUUGGUCCCCUGGUGCUUUAAUGUAUUAUGGAAGAGCUGAGCUCCAGGCAAGCGAUCACAGGCCUGUUUUAGCUAUUGUGGAAGUGGAAGUCCAAGAGGUUGAUGCAGCUGCCCGGGAACGUGUUUUCCAGGAAGUAUCUUCCUUCCAAGGACCUCUGGAUGCCACCGUAGUGGUGACUUUGUUGACUCCAUCCCCCGAAGAGACAGAUGAAUUUCCUGAGGAUUUGCGCACUGAACUUAUGCAGAUAUUUGAGAGAUAUGGCACUGUUGUGCUUGUUAGGAUCAAUGGAGGUCAAAUGCUGGUAACUUUUUCAGAAAGCAGGUCUGCUCUCCAUGUUCUUGAUGUAGAUGGUGUCAAGAUUAAAAGCAAGACAGUGAAGAUCUGGCCUAAAACCAAAGACUGGCUGAAGGGUCUUCAGGAGGAAAUUGCUAGGAAGCGAGACAGCAUGGCUCCUAUGUCACCCACAGCAAACUCCUGCCUACUAGAGGAAAAUUUUGAUUUCUCAAGUUUAGAUUAUGAAUCAGAAGGUGAUAUUCUAGAUGAUGAAGAUGACUAUUUAGAUGACAUUGCAUUAGCAGUGGAAGAUUUGCUGGAUGGGCCUGAAUAUUUCAUGAUGCCGUCCAUGGUCCAUGCAAACAAAUCUCCUCACCUUGCUGGAAGAAAGCAGCAGCUGUACAAAGAUGAUGCUGAUCUGGCUGAGCUAAAACAAGAGCUAGAAGGAAGUGGAGAAUUUCGCCAUCGUUCCCCAAGCAGGUCUUUUUCUGUUCCUGGUAGGCCUCAGCCACCACAGCGACCACCUCCUCCGGCUGGAUUAUCUGUUAAAAAAUCUACAUCAGAUGGUUCCAUCUCUUCAGGAGGCCACUCCCUGUCUUCCAUCUUGCAAACAGCAAAGCUCCUUCCAGGAGCACCACAACAACCACCAAAAUCACGGACUGGAAUUAGUAAGCCGUAUAACGUUAAGCAGAUCAAAACUACCACCCCACAGGAGGCUGAGGAAGCAAUUCGGUGCCUGAUGCAAGCAAAAGGAGUGACACCAGAGGAAGCCCUGGCACCCACUCCUGUACCAACGCAGGUUGUCACGAAACCUGAAACCUUCCCCAGUGCUACAAAUCCACCACCACUUCACAAUCUACAGUCAACCCCAGGGUUUGUGCCUCAUAGGCCUCCACCCAAAGUUCCCACCGCUAAGAAGCCAGUACCCUCGCAAAGAAUGGGAGGGAAGCUUGGGCAACCCCACUCUCCAGAAGAGCAGUUUGAACAGUCUGUGGGUCACUUCUCCUUUGCACUGCCAGAGUCUUGCCUUGAAUCAAGAGCCGUUACCAGUCGUGCAAGGGCAGCCCCUGUUCCUAAGCCAAGAACCACGUACCCUGGCAAAAUUCCUGAGAGGAGGAGCAGCAGCGAAAGGCAGCCAGCGCUACAUCUUUUAGAGGACACUUCUCUUUUUCCUCCUCAGAAUUCUACCUCUGCCCCGAGAGUUCCACCCAGAAGAAAGAAGUCGGCUCCCCCUGACUUUCACCUCCAAGUUCUCCAGAGCAGUGACAGCUUGUUCUUGAAGGGUUUAACGUUCAAUUCCAACAACAACAACAAUCCAUCAGAACAUUGUUCUGAAACACAGGAUUCCAGCACCCUUCCUCUUUGUCCCAGUGAGUCAUGUUUUCCUGCAGCAGACCUCAUUUCCAGCCCAGUUGACAGUGGUUCUAAGCUCCUGAGGCCAGCUGCUUUGCAGCUGGAUGCUGGCCUGCAGGCUCCUCUUCUCCUGAACAGCCAGCAGCCUGAGCAGCUCUUAAACAAUGAUUUUCUUACAGGAAACCCCUGUCUGUUAAGCUUUGAGGAAGACUUUGUCCCUCAUCAGUCAAUAGCUUCACCAUUGCCUAUCAGCCCAACACACGCUCUGAAAGAUCAGGAACUCUCCGGCCCAACAGAUUUCAGUCACUGGGUUACAUUUGGUGAGGAUGGCAGCAGCAAUAAUACAUUUCAAGAUCUCACUGAAAUGCUUGCCUUUGAGAAAAAAACCUGAGCAGCCACAGGCUCCAAUUUACAGCUUUGAGCCUAAUCUUUUUUCUCUUCCCUUGCUUAUCCUACAUAAAACACAGAAAUGAAACAUUUUUUUUCCAAACAAGAAACUAUUACUGGUACUCCAUGAUUUCUUCUAAGGAAAUAUGAAAAAUACAGGGGUAUAAGGAUUCCCUCUUAACAUUUGCAUAAAAUCUAAUUAUCUUUUAGCUCAUUGCAUAGCAGGUGCUUGCUAUUAAAUGAUGUGAUCAUUUAAUUAACUGGAGGGGAAAUGCAGUGACCAGUUGUAUCUUUAUGUUUUUUAAAUCUGAUUCUUUUACAACAUACUUGAUAACUUCUGCACUCUACGGGAAAGACAAUUUUAAUAGGCUUGGUCUGGAGAGAGAACACUGGGAUAGCAGCAGAUGAAAAGGUGGAGUUGGUGGUAGUAGUUUCUAGGAUGCCUUUGGAACUGCUGCCACAAUUAUAGAUGUGGAU